Molecule: messenger RNA, 1828 nt
Organism: Hibiscus syriacus
Lineage: Eukaryota; Viridiplantae; Streptophyta; Magnoliopsida; Malvales; Malvaceae
Exons: 5
Coding region: 56-1828 (590 amino acids)
Source: RefSeq, a predicted model, not a curated record
GUUUUUUUAGAUCAGCUUCUCAUAAGAGGGGUGACAAAUAAUAUAAUUAUGAGGAAUGGAAACUGAAGUACGUUUUAACAUGCUGCUUCCCGGAUACUAUUCUUUGACGAAUCUAAAAUGCAAUUCUGGCAAUGUUGGCUGGCCUUUACCUUGCGAAAACAUGAACUCAGGGCCAUACAGUGAUUUCUUACUGAGGCUGGCAAUGGGAUAUGACAAGGAACAAAUAAGGAAAACUAUCCUGGAACAUGAUUCGGUAUUCAGGCAUCAGCUUCAUGAACUCCAUCGUCUUUACGGAAUACAACGGGAUUUGAUGAAUGAAAUCAAGAGCAAAGGAGGAGAAAAAUAUUUGAUUCCUCAGGCUACAUCACACUCAAAUCCGUUUUCAUGUGGCUCUAAGACGGAAGAUAAACGAAAGAGGUGGCAAACUUCAGAGUCACAUUGUUCAGAAUUGAAUUGUUUUAGGCUAUUUACAUCCGAUGCAAAUGGCAUCCACUCUCAGUUUAGUUCCUUUAAAGGAAAUGCACCAAAAUCUAGUUGCUGUUUGACUAAGAAUGGCUUAAAGUCAAAAAACUGUGAAAGUUUGGAAUCCCAGCCCAACAAGGUUCGGACUAGAUUAUUUGAACUUGAAUCUCCAGCCGGGGAAUAUAUUAACAAUGAAGGUGGAGCUCGAGGAGUGUCUGCAAAAGGGAGUUACGAGGUUUCUGGUGAGAGGAAUGGAAACUUAUCAAUGCUCUAUGAUAGCAAUUAUAGCUCUAAUGGUGAAGCUACUAGUUUUGAUUUAAAAUUAAAGAGAACUCGUGGUUUCACCGAUUUGAAUGAACCUAUUCCGGUUGAGGAAUCAUCUAGUUCAGCUUGUGUUGGUAUUCCGACUAACGUUAGUUGCUCAAAAAAGGAGGUCCAAAGGAAGGAUCUAUUGUCUAUGUCGCAGCUGCUUCUAGCCUUCAACCAAAGGGGUGUAGAAGUUUUCCCAGAACCCGGUAAAGCAAGGGAGAGAUGGAUUAGUCUUAUUAAUCCAGAUUUGGAGGUUGGAAGCAGGCAAAAUGGGGGAGGGUUCUCUAAUAAAUUUGAAAAUGGACAACCUAGAAGCAAUGGAAGUUUUCAUCCUGAAGAUUUGCAAGCCCCACACAAAUCGGUACAAGUUGAAACUACCGAGGCCCGGCCUGCAAUGUUUCUUUCAUUUAAUGAGAAUAAGAGAGGAAUGUUUGGAAAACGGAAAAUUUUUGGCAUAGAAAUACCUGAAAACGGUAAUGGUGUUUCUACUGUUACAUCACAUGGACUUGAUCAGCUGUCGGUUCAUUCUUGGUCAGAUGCAGCCCAUUCUGAGAUACUCUCUGUCUCAAGUCGGGCUAAAUUUAAUGGUAACUCGAGCCAUAAUCGCUCUUGGACCUAUGGCCAGCUGAAUACGAGUUCAGAUCAUCCAAAUGCUAAUGCUGGACGCAUUGAUUUGAACUUGUGUGUUACCGAAAAAGGGAUAGAAGAUAUUCGAUCAACAUCUUCUGUAAGAACCAAUGUGAGGAUUGCUGAGAUAGACUUGGAGAUGCCAAUGAACAGCGAAAUGGGAACUAAGGAUACCUUGGAUUACAAGUCUCUUGAAAACAACCUUACGAAGCCUUCCAACGUGUUACAUGGUGAAGUCGAUGAGACUCUGGGACUCACUAGUGCUUCCGUGGCAGCCGAGGCUCUAAUUGCCAUAUCAUCAUCCUGCGUGAGCUAUCUUCAUCAGAAUGCCCGCUCAGACAAAUCAGAAGUAUCAGCAAGCGAUUCACUUCUUUGGUUUGCUGAGAUCGUUACUUCCUGCAGGAGUGAUACCGAGAAUGAUGUCGGGUGA